AUGGCUGUAAAAGCUAUAAAUGAUACAGCUGGCCCAGACGGACUCGUCCCAACACUUCUAGUCUUUGGCGCCUAUCCCAGGAUGACGGAUGAUUCGCCCCCUAGCUUUAGCGUCGUGCAGAGAGCUGAAGCUAUCCGUAAGGCAACUAGUGAAGCCAGACGAGCCCUCGCUAAGCGGCAGGUCCAAAAUGCCCUCUUAACGAGGAACGGCCCAGACACAACCCCAUUACAUACCCUUCCAUUGCAAUCCAAGGUUCGCGUUUGGAGAGAAAAGAACGGGUGGCAGGGCCCCUUUGAACUUAUUGCCGUUGAAGGCGAGACCUGCACCGUUGCUAAUGAGGCUGGAAUAACCUCGAAGUUCCGUUCCACGAUUGUACAACCCUAUCUAGAGGAUAAGGAUACAACCCCAACGGAUAACAAGCUACCCCAACAGCAGGCUGUUAACCAAGAUAAUGCUGAGGUUGCUAACGAGAGUGACGGGGAGGUUAACCAGGACGAAGAUAUCAGAGAUAGCAUUGCUGUUGCUAUCCCAACAGCAAGACGAGGCCCGGGAAGACCGCGUAAAGACCCAGAGACCAGAAGAGCUCCUUAUCAAACAUUUCCAAGAAGAGGCCCAGGAAGGCCACGUAAACGCCUUAUCGAAGAACAGUACUUCUUUAACGCCCUUGAGGACCCGCCCGAACGUACCAAGCUCCUUAAGAGCAUCAAAACAAUAGCAUUCCUGACCACGAAGGAGCAAGGAGACCGCGACCUUGCUGUCCUUCUCCGCAGUAAAGGACUCAUAAUCACCCCUGGCCAGCCGUUUGAAAUCUCAGGCCGCACUGAGAUUGAUAACUUGAUAGCCAGAGGUGUCUUUAAAUUUGAGCUUUAUGACCCUAUAAAGCAUGCUAAACUUCGCAUCUUUGACUCACGAAUGGUUAAUGAGGUCAAAGGCAAGGAUACAGCUGCCCCAUAUGAGAAAUCUCGCCUCGUCAUUCGGGGAUAUAAUGACGAGGGUAAAGCCUUCAUUUUGACGCAAUCACCAACAAUACAACGAGCCAGCCAACGGCUUAUGAUUGCACUCGCGCCCUCUCUCUUCCAACGAGGAAUUAUCCUCUGGAUAAGGGAUAUUACCCAAGCCUAUGUGCAAUCUCAAACACCUCUCCAAAGGACGAUUAUCGCAAAGAUUCCUGAGCAACUCCGCGGUAGAUACCCAGAAGGCACCAUCAUGGUAGUAGUUAAACCGUUAUACGGAAUACCAGAAGCCGGCACCCACUGGUGGGCGACUUAUUCCACCCACCAUCGAGAAAAGCUAAAGAUGGCGACCUCGACUUACGACCCAUGCCUGCUGAUCUCAGAAUGCGACAAGUUUGGUAUCAUUGGGAUGCAAACCGAUGACACACUUGGACUUAGUGACAAACAGUUCUCUAAUCUUGAAGAGGAAGAGCUCCAGAAGGCAGCUUUUGCAGCAAAGCCAAAGGAAGUCCUCAAGGUGGAAAAGCCACUCACUUUCAAUGGCUGCCGAAUCUCUCUUAACGCCGAUGGAAGCAUCAUGAUGACCCAGAAAGAACAGGCUUUAAAGCUUCAGAUUCCAACAACCAAUCAGGAAUAUAUUGAGCAACGAGCCCGCGGCGCAUAUCUCGCCAGUAUCUGCCAACCAGAGGCAGCCUUUGACCUUUCAGUUGCUGCCCAACAAAAGGAACCAUCUAGCGAUGACUUUAAACGUCUAGGACGCCGCAUCCAGUGGCAGAUUGAUAACCCAGGUAGAGGCCUAAAAUGUAUACCAUUUGACCUCGAUAAAGCAAAGCUUUUUGUGUUUGUUGAUGGCUCUUUUGCCAACAACGAAGAUCUGAGUUCCCAGCUGGGAUACAUUAUCGUCAUCGGUACAGAAGAAGAGACCAACAAUGGCGAAAUGCUCGUUAAAGGCAACAUCAUCACGUACUCUUCAACCAAGUCAAAGAGAGUUACGCGAAGUGCCCUAGCCUCUGAGCUUUAUAGCAUGGUUCAAGGCACAGACAUUGGAUACGCGAUAGCCUCGACUUUAAAGCUCAUCACAAAACAACUGGGAAUUCCAGACAUCCCCACGAUCCUUCUCACGGACUCGUAUUCCCUAUAUGAGUGCCUUGUUAAGCUCGGCACAACCAAAGAGAAGAGGCUCAUGAUAGAUAUCAUGGCUCUCCGACAGUCAUACGAGCGCCGCGAAGUCCAUGAAGUCAGAUGGAUCAACGGAGGAGAUAACCCGGCAGACGCGAUGACGAAAGCAUCGCCAAAUCACGCGUUGAGAACCCUUAUCGACAAGAAUAAGAUCGCGAUACGAGUGGAAGGCUGGGUAGAGAGGAAGAAGGACGAAAAGUGA
This is a messenger RNA of Pochonia chlamydosporia 170, 2334 nucleotides long. RefSeq names its product polyprotein. Lineage: Eukaryota; Fungi; Ascomycota; Sordariomycetes; Hypocreales; Clavicipitaceae. The transcript has a single exon. The coding region runs from base 1 to 2334 and encodes 777 amino acids. The record is from RefSeq and is a predicted model, not a curated record.